This is a messenger RNA of Pongo pygmaeus (Bornean orangutan), 2942 nucleotides long. RefSeq names its product yippee like 5 (gene YPEL5). NCBI's taxonomy places the organism in Eukaryota, Metazoa, Chordata, Mammalia, Primates, Hominidae. Bases 884 to 1249 code for a protein of 121 amino acids. The transcript is spliced from 6 exons. The record is from RefSeq and is a predicted model, not a curated record.
GCCGGCGGGCGUCACGUGGCCUCCAUCAGCUGGGCCAGCGGGGGCGCUCGCGGGUCCCACUGCGGCUGCCGGCCGAGCCCACCCGGGGGUCGCCCGGGCCGGCCCAGCUCCGCCAGCUUCGGGCCGCGGCCUGCCCUCCGCUUGCAGUUGGGAGGGUGGGCGUGCCCUUGCAACCCCUUUCCUGUACCCUCCUUUGCAGAGAUCUGUUGGUAAUCUGAGGAUUUUUAUUCCACGUCGUCUUGACAGAUGGAAAACCUGAAGUAACUUCGGGCUAACCUUGUGUUUUUGGAAAAUUAGUAGACUUGGUGGUGAAGAAACUGGGAGGAGUAGGAUAUUAGCUAACUUUGCAUAGCCACAUAUACAGCGUCGCAGCUGCAUUCCACCAAAGAGGAACCAAAAGGCAUGUGGUGUUCCCAGGGUACAUAUUCAUGCCAGAAGUGAAGUGCCUUGGUGGAUUCGUUUCCUGAAAGUUUAUCGCAUACUUGUACUGGGUUAGGAUUUUUAGAACCUGGACCUACAAGAAGAUAGUACCAAAGAGGCCUUAUUUAUAACAUGAUAAGGUAGGGAACAUCUUAAAUAAAACUUAAGCUUUAUGAUGAGUUUAGCUCUCAUUUCAGCUAUAAACUUGAACUUCAGCACUGACAUAUACCAAAGCCUGUGUGUUGCUACUAAAGGACACAGUAAGCUGCCCCCAGAAUCAACACCAAACAUUAGCUGUCUGUGAAAGCAGCUCACUCUUAAGAUGUUUUAGAAAUACGGGACUGAAGAGAUCUGGGAUUACUCUUACGUCCAAGCAAGCCUUAUGCCAGCCUGGACCAUCUUGGAGGCAGUGUAGGAUCAUGGAAGAACUUUGAAUUAGGUUUUUAGAACUUCAGCCAUAAAAAUGGGCAGAAUUUUCCUUGAUCAUAUCGGUGGUACCCGUCUGUUUUCUUGUGCAAACUGUGAUACGAUCCUGACCAACCGCUCAGAACUCAUCUCCACUCGUUUCACAGGCGCCACUGGCAGAGCGUUUCUGUUUAACAAGGUAGUUAACCUGCAGUACAGUGAAGUUCAAGAUCGGGUCAUGCUCACUGGCCGCCAUAUGGUUCGAGAUGUGAGCUGCAAAAACUGCAAUAGCAAACUGGGAUGGAUCUAUGAGUUUGCCACUGAAGACAGCCAGCGAUAUAAGGAAGGCCGCGUGAUCCUGGAACGUGCUCUAGUUCGAGAGAGUGAGGGCUUUGAGGAGCAUGUACCAUCCGAUAACUCUUGAAGAUACAGAGAGAAAUCCAUGUUUUCCCAGGUCUCCUUCACUGAAAACAAAAAUCUACUUACAUACACUGUCACCUUAGCAUCAGAGUCGGAUUAAUGAACUGUGGAACAAGAGGUUGUGAGAAUCUAAGAUGGAACCUUUCUUUCUUUUUUUUUUUUUUUAAUUUUGUAUUUUCCAUCCAACAGCAGUGUGUAGAGAAAAUAUUAUGCAGAUGCCGUUAAUUUUUUACCCUAUGUUUACAUCUUGAGGCAGAAGAGUCUGUCUGCAGCUAUGUGGUGAGCUAUGUAAGGAAAAAAAUCUGGGCUGUUAGAGUGAAAAAGUGUGUUUUAUGUCAAUUGUGAAAGGAAAAUGUUAGGAGUAUGGUUUUUAAACUUGGGCUUCAUUUUAAACUUUUUUUUUUUUAUAAACCCAGUUAUUUCACUUGAUUUGCUAGCUUCAGAGAAGAGAUCCGAAUCUGUGCCCAGCGCUAAAGGCUCAGUGUUAGCAUGGCUUGUGCUGGCCGGUGUGCCAUAUUCUUGUUGGAGAUGAACCGUAGCACCAGAGCCCAUUCUUCCUUGUCAGUCUUAACCCAAAGAUGUCACCAUUCGUAGUUAUUUGUCACCACAUAAUUGGUGUUGAUUGGAAACUUUUUCUCAGAUGGGACAGAACUGCUGGGUUGUCUUUUUCCAUGUAACUUAAGCAUAGUAAUAUAAAUAAAGUAAUAGUUGGAUGCUUUUGGUCCUGUGUUGCUUUUAAAAACACCUUAUAAAAGAGGAGAGUAUUUGAUAAGCAAUUUUCAUAGUAGUAAAGUUUCUUUUCAUCUCUUAAACUAAAUUGACCAUGCAUAUAAUAUUCUUUGUUUAAAUGAAAGCAUACUGUUUAAACCCGCAGUGUUGCAUUUAGAAAACAGUUGAACAGAAUGUCAGUGUGCAUUCAUGCAAAAAACAUUUAAUCUGCAUCUGUUUUAGAAAAGGGGGAAAUGAAGCAACUUACCUAAAAAUACUGCUUUACAAAGCAUUUCAGCCUUUCCCCCUCAGUUUUGCAUUGAUUUUUUGGCAAGUCUGUAGAGCCUAAUAGUUUCUAUCAAAGGCCUAGAUCUCUUAUUAGCAUUUUUUUCAGCUCUUCUCUCAGGAGUUCAGCUGUUGAAACCAGAACUGUACUUUGUACCCUCAAAUAGAAAGGGAUCAAAUUUGACCUGGUGUUAUUUUAGCCCCAAAUUUAUGACAUUACAAAGUAUUAAAAUGUAAAUGUUUCUUUACCCAAACUACUUCUAGAUAUUCUAGUAUUUGCUUCUGGUAGAAUUAAAUGAUGGUAAAAUUGGCUAAUUAUUUGAAUGAAUGAAUGGAUGGAUGGAUGUUUUGCAUGCUCAAUUUCUAGGUCCUUUGUCUAGAAAGGAAAUUUGCCUCAGUUGAAUUAGUGAAAUAUUUCUGUCGUUGAUAUUGAAAGUGACUUCUGAGUACAGUUAAGUUCCUCUUAUUUGCCACUGGGCUGUUGGUUAGAAGCAUAGGUAACUGAUUAAGUAGGUAUGAUACUGUAUUUGAAAUAAGUGGACACAAACUAUCCUUUCCCCACCAUGGACUCAAUCUGAGAACAACAGCAUUCAUUUCCAUUCAUUGCCAUACUGGCUUUUGAUUAUAUGCAGAUUCCUAGUAGCAUGCCUUACCUACAGCACUAUGUGCAUUUGCUGUCACAAUAAAGUAUAUUUUGUCUUGCA